CAUGCGAUACAAAAGAAAAUAAAAGCCAAGAAAGGCGGUGAUGUAGAGGGUACAUCGCAUAAGGAUAAAAGUGAAAGGAAGAAACGGAAGCAGAAAGAAAAAGAGAGUAAACGUGAUAAAGAAUCAGUGAAGAAAAAAAUCGAAGACAGCGACGAAGACGUUGAACAUACACCGAAACAUUCGGAUCAUGAGGACGAAUUUGCAAAAUCGAAAUCUCCACCUCCGGCAUCACCAAAAUGGGAUAAUGGUACAAAAGAAGAGCAAGAUGAUAUGUAUGAUCAGUACCAACACCCAUCCGAAAUUCAACGGAAGCAGAAGCACAAAUCAGCGAUGGCCGAUCUAUUGAAUAAACGACGCGAAAAGAGAGAAGCUGAACAAAAGAAGAGAGCAGAAUCGAGGAAGUCAGAGUUGGACAUCGACGAGGUGUUUGGUAAAGAUGACGACGAUAGCGAUGAGGAUAACGAAAAAAGUUCGAGCUCAUCAAGUCGCAGCACAAGUCGCUCGUCGAGUCGCAGUUCCAGUAGAAGUCGAUCUCGAAGUGUCUCACCACAAAAGAAACGAGAAGUUGACUGUUUGACGGAUAUUCAGCGUAUACGUUUGUCACGUUUUAAAUUAGCAAAUUUCGUACAUGCACCGUUCUUCUCGAAAACGGUUAUCGGUUGUUUCGUGCGCAUUGGUAUCGGCAAAAAUAAGGAAGGUCGAAGUGUUUAUCGGGCCGCUCAAAUAAUGGACGUUGUUGAGACGGCGAAGGUUUACCAGUUGGAAUCAACACGAACCAAUAAGGGUUUGAAACUGAAACACGGUAAAGAUGAGCGUGUCUAUCGUUUGGAGUUUGUUUCGAAUUCGCCGUUCACCGAUAGCGAAUUCAUAAAAUGGCUGGACGCAACGAAAGCUGCUAAAAUACCUGUGAUAACGAUUGAUCACGUUGAAAAGAAGGAAGCAGAUAUCAAGAAGGCGUUGAACUAUCGUUACACGGAUGAGGACAUCGAUAAGGUUUCCGUUGAAUUUGUGUAUUUUUUCGCGAGUAUUUGA
This is a messenger RNA of Anisakis simplex (herring worm), 1032 nucleotides long. NCBI's taxonomy places the organism in Eukaryota, Metazoa, Nematoda, Chromadorea, Rhabditida, Anisakidae. The record is from the annotation of a GenBank genome assembly.